Rubroshorea leprosula is the source of this 1057-nucleotide messenger RNA. The record is from the annotation of a GenBank genome assembly. NCBI's taxonomy places the organism in Eukaryota, Viridiplantae, Streptophyta, Magnoliopsida, Malvales, Dipterocarpaceae.
GACAGUUCCCAUUCUACGGCGUAGCUCGUCUCUCUCUGACACCCAGUUGGCCAAGAAACCAUGGCUUCCAUGCCUUUCUCUGCAAGUUUCUCGUCGCCCCUGUAUGGUUUCUCGCAAACCAAACAGACCACAGCUUCGUUUUCCUCUUUGCCUUCGAUGUCAUUCUCUUCUCGUUCCUUCAAAUGUUGCCUUGGGUCCUCAAAGUCGGCCUCUCUCCAUCGUGAGUUUCCUUCUAGUCCUGGAUUUCGAUUGAAAUCUCGAUCGUUUCGCGUUUAUGCAAGAACAUCUACGGAGAAAACCCUACACGAUUUCACUGUAAAGGAUAUUGAUGGGAAGGAUGUUCCUCUUAAUAAGUUUAAGGGGAAGCUUCUUUUGAUUGUCAACGUUGCUUCGAGAUGUGGUUUGACAUCAUCAAAUUACUCAGAGCUCUCACACCUGUAUGAGAAAUAUAAAAACCAAGGAUUUGAGAUUCUAGCUUUUCCUUGCAAUCAGUUUGGGGGACAAGAGCCUGGAUCAAAUUCUGAAAUAAAACAAUUUGCUUGUACCAGGUUUAAAGCAGAAUUUCCAAUAUUUGAUAAGGUUGAUGUGAAUGGACCAAACACAGCUCCAGUUUACCAGUUUCUCAAGUCUAGCUCGGUUGGAUUUUUCAAUGACCUGAUCAAAUGGAAUUUUGAGAAGUUCUUGGUGGAUAAAAACGGCAGAGUUGUGGAACGGUAUCCACCGCCAACAUCACCUUUUCAAAUCGAGAAGGACAUAAAGAAGCUCCUCGCAGCAUGACCCAUGAUGCAUAGCUGGAGAAGAAAGACAUAAAUUUCUGGAACAGGAAUGAAAAACAGAUUACUGUCCUCUGUAAUGUACAUUAUCUUAUUAUAACGUAUAUUGUUCUCUUUCACCUCUUCCUUGGUCAGAAACUCAGUCAAAGCAAAAACAUUUUUAUGAUUUGCUCUUCUCCUUUAAUAUGAUAUAUCAUAUGUGUUUUAUACAUGGUUUACAUGUUAAAAGUGCAAUUCAGUUGCACUUAGGCUUUCCGUCUAUGACGUCAAACCAUGUUUAAAGU